AUGGCCCCCGCUGCAGGAAGAUCGCUGCCGGCGAAGCGGAAUCCGCUGCUCAUCGACGAUGUCCCUCCGUACUCGGAACUCGUGUCGCGCCGCCGUCUCGGCCAGACCAAGCUGACGCCCAAGAUGGUGGGCAGCGAUGAGGCCGAGGCCGGUGCCUUGGGCUUCUUCGACUACGCACAUCUGCGCGCGCCCCUGCCCAAGGGCAUCGUGUCUGGCAUUUUCAAGUCCAGCCCCAACAGCUACUUUUUGAUGCGCCGCAGCUUUGAUGGCUACAUCUCGGCAACGGGCAUGUUCAAGGCCACCUUUCCCUACGCGGCUGCCGCGGAGGAGGAGGCAGAGCGUAAGUUCAUCAAGGCUCAGCCCACCACAAGCCCCGAAGAGACGGCUGGCAACAUCUGGAUCCCCCCGGAAGCCGCCCUGGCCCUCGCCGAAGAGUACAACAUUAGCAUCUGGAUCCAGGCCCUGCUGGAUUCCGCAAAGAUCUCCACCACCCAGCCGGCUGAUGCCUCGCCCAAGACCAUCACUGCGCCGCCCAAGUUCGAUCGUCUCAAGGCGCCCACGCAAUUGAGCCCGGCCACUACUCCGACGACCCGAACUCGCGGCCGUCGUUCGGCCAGCCCAACCAAGACCAGUGCCACCAGACGCACAACUGCGUCACCUCGUCGAAAGCGCAACACCAGAUCCAAGGCCGAGGCUGUCGAGACCACACCGGCCCCGAGCGAGGUCGCGGAAGAGGCGGAGGAGUCCGCUUUGAAGUCAACCGACUUUGAGCCCGCCAUUGCCAAGGCUGAGGUUAGCAGCAAGACAGAUGCCCUCCCAUUCACGGCGGGCCAGCCCCCGAGUCCUGAGCAGAUUGCGGAGAUGAUGGCUACCGCCAAGGCUAUGGUUGAGAAGGACAAGGAAGAGGCCGAGAAGGCAGAGGAGGAAGCCGCUGAAGAGGAGGAAGGGGCUCAGAACAAGCCCACCCCAAAGAGCACGCCAAAGAACAAGCGAAAGGCCACCGACACCGGCGAAGAGGAUGACGAGGCUGCCGAAGGAGACAAGACUGAAGAGGCGCCGCGCUCAAAGAAGAUCAAGACCGAAGUCGAAGUCCGCAAGGGCAGGAUACAGAAGAGGGCAUUGUUUGGCAUUGGCGCGACAGUUGCAGUUGGAGCACUUGUGCCGUGGCUUGCAAACUUCCUAUAA
This is a messenger RNA of Trichoderma harzianum CBS 226.95, 1185 nucleotides long. RefSeq lists its product as hypothetical. Gene Ontology annotation, molecular function: DNA binding. Gene Ontology annotation, biological process: mitotic telomere tethering at nuclear periphery; meiotic attachment of telomere to nuclear envelope. Gene Ontology annotation, cellular component: nuclear membrane complex Bqt3-Bqt4. Bases 1 to 1185 code for a protein of 394 amino acids. The record is from RefSeq and is a predicted model, not a curated record. Lineage: Eukaryota; Fungi; Ascomycota; Sordariomycetes; Hypocreales; Hypocreaceae. The transcript has 3 exons.